This is a messenger RNA of Ilex paraguariensis (yerba mate), 732 nucleotides long. Lineage: Eukaryota; Viridiplantae; Streptophyta; Magnoliopsida; Aquifoliales; Aquifoliaceae. The record is from the annotation of a GenBank genome assembly.
GCUGUAAAAGGAUUUGGAGCUACUUUAUGCAGAAUUGGGACUGUAAUGGCAUCAUUUGGACUGCACAUUCCUCAAGGAAUGGGCUUCUUGUCCAUUCAAACAGAAGACUCUUGAAAAAUUGCUUGGGAAGCUGACCUUGGCUGAUAUUGUUGAUACACACAUAGUGAAAGGUUUAACAGAGAUGUUAGCAACAAUUACAAGGUUGGCUGUUAAAAGCAUUAUUUUGAUUCAGUUCGUGUUGGAGUGUGGGGAUGCUGGUAGGUGCUGCUGUAUGCAUAUGCUUUGGAAUGAAAUCCUAGUUCUAUUGAGGUUGGCUGGCUUUAGCUCCUAUAAUGCUGCAACAUAUGCAGAGCAUAUAUGUGUUUAUCAGGACUUGUUGUUGGCAAAUCCUUGGGAUGUCAUCCAGUUCUCUGGAAAUGCACGAAUUCAUUUGGAUUCCUUCUUGUCAGUUUUCAACAUUUCUGGCCUUCCUGAGGAGUACUAUCAUAACAGUCAGCUAUCAAAUGAUGGAGAUAGUUUUGUUGAUGGAGCAGUCAUAGCAGCUGCAAGAACAUUACCCACUUGGUCCAAUGGGGAUGUCCCUCCAAUCCCAAGCACAGAAAGAAAGGCCGUGAAGGAGUUGCAGGAAGAAUGCCAACAGAAGCUUGCUGAAUUCCCUACAACUUCUGAGCAAGAUCAACGAAUCCUAGAUUCUAAGCCUGAAGCAAGGAGAACACUCGUAGCCGCAAUCAA